Messenger RNA from Fusarium pseudograminearum CS3096, 1245 nucleotides. RefSeq lists its product as uncharacterized. Gene Ontology annotation, cellular component: cytoplasm. Gene Ontology annotation, molecular function: adenylosuccinate synthase activity; GTP binding. Bases 1 to 1245 code for a protein of 414 amino acids. Gene Ontology annotation, biological process: IMP metabolic process; 'de novo' AMP biosynthetic process. The record is from RefSeq and is a predicted model, not a curated record. NCBI's taxonomy places the organism in Eukaryota, Fungi, Ascomycota, Sordariomycetes, Hypocreales, Nectriaceae. The transcript is spliced from 12 exons.
AUGACGAUAAAGGUUAUUCUUGGUGCUCAAUGGGGCGAUGAGGGCAAGGGAAAGUUGACCGACAUCCUUGCCCCUGAGGCACAGCUUUGCGCCCGAGCUGCUGGAGGUCACAACGCUGGUCACUCUAUUGUCGCCAAUGGAGUAUCCUACAGCUUCCAUCUUUUGCCAAGUGGACUUAUCAACCCCAACUGCCUCAACUUCAUCGGCAGUGGUGUUGUUUUCCAUGUCCCAAGCUUUUUCUCGGAAAUGGCCGCAUUGAUAGAGAAGGGCCUGCCCUCUGUAGAGGAUCGCCUGCUCGUAUCGGAUCGUGUUCACAUUAUCUUGCAGCAGCACAUCGCUGUCGACGGACUUGAGGAGAAGGAACUUGGAGGCAUUGGCCCUACGUACUCGAAGGCCUCAGCACGAGAGGGCGUUCGUCUCGUUGACGUUUUCAACAAGGAGCUAUUCGAUUCCAAGCUUCGACGCCUCGAGGCCGGUUACCGCAAGCGCUUCGGAGAUCUUUUCGUAUACGAUGUCGAGGAGGAAAUUGCUCGAUUCGACGAAUACCGACCGAAGCUCGCCAAGUACGCCGUCGAUGGUGUGUCUUUCAUGAAGGCAGCCCAAGAAGACAACAAGAACAUCAUCGUUGAGGGAGCUAACGCACUCAUGCUUGAUAUCAAGUACGGCUCAUACCCCUUCGUAACCUCGUCCAACACAACGAUUGGUGGCAUUAUCGGCGGACUCACCUUGAACCCCAAGAACAUCACCGAGACAAUCGGUGUUGUGAAGGCUUACACGACCCGAGUUGGCCAGGGAGCGUUCAAGACGGAGGACACCGGUGAGAUCGGAACCAAGCUCCAGGAGAUUGGACGAGAAUGGGGAACAUCGACCGGUCGUCGACGUAGGUGCGGAUGGCUCGAUCUUGUCGUUGUCAAGUACAGUGCUUCCAUCAACUACUACUCUGCUUUGAACCUCACAAAGCUCGAUGUUCUGGACACUUUUGAGACGAUCAAGAUUGCCAUUGCCUACAAGGUUGACGGAGAGGAACUCGACCACUAUCCCGCUGACCUCGACCUCCUUGAGCGCGCCGAGGUGGUGUAUCACGAGAUGCCUGGCUGGCAGAAGCCAACAACUGGUGCAAAGACGUUCUACGACCUUCCUAAGCAAGCCAGAGAGUACAUCGAGUACAUUGAGAAGUUUAUUGGGGUUAAGGUCAAGUGGAUUGGUACCGGUCCUGACCGCGAGGCCAUGAUCGCGCGCGCUUAA